UGGGGCGGACAGCAACCUGACCCAGUGCGCAGGCGCGGGAAAGGUAAACUUUUAAAAGAAAAGUUUGCACAAGUUCACUGGAGGAGGAGGCGGAGACCGGGUCCGGGGCCAGGUGCUCCCAUGGCAGGCUCCGAGGAACUGGGGCUCCGCGAGGACACGCUGAGGGUCCUAGCAGCUUUCCUUAGGCGGGGUGAGGCUGCCGGGGCCCCUGUUACGAACCCACCCAGGAGCCCCACCCAGGAGCAGCCAACAGCCUUCCUGAGCAGACUUCGCAGAUGUCUUCCCUGCCCUCUGGGUCAAGGAGCAGUUCCCCCUGAGUCCCCUCGACCUUGUUCCCUGCCCCUCCAUCCCUGCUAUGGUUCAGAGCCUGGCCCAGAUACUUCAGACUUCUAUACCCUCGUGGCCCAACGGCUUGAGCAGCUGGUCCAAGAGCAACUCAGAUCACCUCCUAGCCCAGAGUUACAGGGACCCCCGCCUACUGAGAAAGAAGCCUUGUUACGCAAGCUGGUGGCCUUGCUGGAGGAGGAGGCGGAAGUCAUCAACCAGAAGCUGGCCUCAGACCCUGAUCUCCGCCGAAAGCUGACACGUCUCUCCAUGGGUUCUUUCGCCCGCCUGGCAGAACUGUUCUCCAGUCGUGAGGCUAGCCCUCGACCCAGCUGUGCACGCCCGUUGUCACCAUGCCCAGGCCCCCCACCACCUUCCCCGGAGCCCUUGGCACGCUUAGCACUGGCCAUGGAGCUGAGCCGGCGCGUGGCUGGCCUAGGGGGCACGCUGGCGGGGCUCAGCGUGGAGCACGUGCAGAGCUUCACACCCUGGAUCCAGGCCCACGGGGGCUGGAACGGCAUCCUGGCUGUUUCUCCUGUGGACUUGAACUUGCCCCUGGACUGA
Messenger RNA from Chrysochloris asiatica (Cape golden mole), 888 nucleotides. It is a transcript of the gene BCL2L12, whose product is annotated as BCL2-like 12 (proline rich). Gene Ontology annotation, biological process: regulation of apoptotic process. The record is from RefSeq and is a predicted model, not a curated record. The transcript has 7 exons. Lineage: Eukaryota; Metazoa; Chordata; Mammalia; Afrosoricida; Chrysochloridae. The coding region runs from base 121 to 888 and encodes 255 amino acids.